Microcebus murinus (gray mouse lemur) is the source of this 2387-nucleotide messenger RNA. It is a transcript of the gene THUMPD3, whose product is annotated as THUMP domain 3 tRNA guanosine methyltransferase. Lineage: Eukaryota; Metazoa; Chordata; Mammalia; Primates; Cheirogaleidae. Gene Ontology annotation, biological process: tRNA methylation. Gene Ontology annotation, molecular function: RNA binding; tRNA (guanine) methyltransferase activity. The record is from RefSeq and is a predicted model, not a curated record.
CCUAACUUCCGUUUCCGGGUGGUGGUGAGGGCAGCUUCCGGCGGCGGCGUGAUUACGUGACCAGUUCGCGCGCGAGGCCGGCGGGGAAGCAUCUGCGCCGGCGGCCGGGACUGUUUUAGUGAUCUCGGGAGCAUUGCCAACAUGUCUGACAUUGAAGAAGCCACUAACCAACUCGCAGAUGUGAACCUUCAUGAGAACCAGAGAUCUGUACAAGUGACAGAAAGUGACCUCAGAAGUGAGUCUGAGCUUCUAGUCACUAUUGGAGCCACUGUACCUACUGGCUUUGAGCAAACAGCAGCAGAUGAAGUGAGAGAGAAAUUGGGGUCAUCAUGCAAAAUCAGCAGAGACCGUGGCAAGAUAUAUUUUGUCAUUUCAGUGGAAAGUCUGGCUCAGGUUCAUUGUUUGAGAUCAGUUGAUAACUUAUUUGUGGUUGUUCAGGAAUUUCAAGAUUAUCAGUUCAAAAAAACGAAGGAAGACAUUCUAAAGGAUUUUGAAGAAUUGGCUGGAAAACUUCCAUGGUCAGACCCUUUAAAAGUAUGGAAAAUUAACACCAGUUUUAAGAAAAAAAAAACAAAGCGCAAAAAGAUAAAUCAGAAUUCAAGUAAAGGGAAGAUUAAUAAUGGGAAAGACAACAACAAAAUAGAUGAGACAGGUAUUAAAGAGUUCCACGACAGUGCUUUAGAUUCACAUAUCUUAGAUUACUAUGAAAAUCCAGCCAUCAAAGAGGAGAUAUCAACGUUAGUGGGUGAUGAUUUGGCAUCUUGUAAAGAUGAGACUGACGAAAGCACAAGACAAGAAACUGAACCUCAAGUGCUGAAGUUCAGAGUCACAUGCAACAGGGCAGGGGACAAACACUGCUUUACCUCCAACGAGGCAGCAAGGGAUUUUGGAGGUGCCGUUCAAGAUUAUUUUAAGUGGAAGGCUGACAUGACCAACUUCGAUGUGGAGGUUCUUUUGAAUAUCCACGAUAAUGAAGUCAUCGUGGGCAUUGCGUUGACUGAAGAGAGUCUCCACCGAAGAAACAUCACACAUUUUGGACCCACAACUCUUAGAUCAACUCUUGCCUAUGGGAUGCUCAGGCUCUGCGAUCCUCUGCCUUACGAUAUCAUAGUCGACCCAAUGUGUGGAACAGGGGCAAUACCAAUAGAGGGGGCUACUGAAUGGUCUGACUGUUUCCAUAUUGCUGGUGAUAAUAAUCCACUGGCUGUAAACAGAGCAGCAAAUAACAUCUCAUCUUUAUUGACCAAGAGCCAAAUUAAAGAAGGCAAGCCGUCCUGGGGUUUGCCCAUAGACGCUGUUCAGUGGGACAUCUGCAAUCUGCCACUAAGAACCGGCUCGGUGGACAUUAUCGUAACAGAUUUGCCAUUUGGAAAAAGGAUGGGCUCCAAGAAGAGAAACUGGAACCUUUAUCCAGCUUGCCUGCGGGAGAUGGGCCGCGUGUGCACGCCUGGGACGGGCCGAGCCGUGCUGCUGACUCAGGACACCAAGUGCUUUACCAAGGCGUUGUCGGGCAUGCGCCACGUGUGGCGAAAGGUGGACACCGUGUGGGUGAACAUCGGGGGCCUUCGUGCUGCAGUUUACGUUCUGGGACGCACGCCUCCCUUCCACCCUUCAGAACACCAUGGGGAAAGAGGAACUCCUUAGUAACGCAAAGCACGAAGACGCCUGAUGGUGUCCGUACUGCCUAGCACUAGGAAUGCCAGCACAAAGAACUUGCUUUUUGAGAAAAAUAGUAUUAACGAAAGUGCAGUCUACUCCUUAAAACCAGUCCAAAUCUCUUCAUGCUAGUUAGCAAAAGGUGUGAUGGAAUUGAAAAAGUCUUAGGAGAAAGCAAAGCUUUUCCUUGAAGCUGUUUCAAAGGGGUAGUGGGUAAUUAGUAUUUUGCUUAAAACACUUUAAAGAUGCAUAGUGAAAAGCCUGCUGAAAUGCUUUGGCAUUUGGGUUUAGAACAUUUUAUCCUCAGGCUUUAUAGCCUGUUUUCAGCUGUGGCAAGUGCAGAGCUACCCUGGCCUAAAGGAAAGGCAGAAAACAUAAUUACAUCUCAGGCCACAUUUCAUUGCUGAUCAGCUUUGCUAUUCACUUGCUCAGGUUCUUUACCUCAACCGCAAAAAAUGAAGUGUAUUUACAUUUUGUGAACAGGAUUUGCCUCACGACAACAUGAAGUUUCACAAGACAUAUAGGAAAGUUUGCCAUCUGCCUUAAGAAUUAAAAUAUACGUUAUUCAGAUUAAUAUAUACAAUUUAAAUAGAAUACCAGGAUUUAUCAGAGAUUACAGAGAUACUUCAUUGUUAGUUUUAUAAAACAUUUCUGUUUGUAAAUAGCAUAUAUAGUGGUAGAUAUGGUAUGGGACCAACAAGCCAAAUUAAAAAUUUGUUUUCCUUUCAGUA